AUGAAUUCUCCAACCACACAAGAAUCAGAAAACACAAUCCUCGACCGCCAUAUUAUUUUCUGGGACGCUCAACACAACCGUCCUGUACAACCCGGAAAUGACAUCGUCAAUCCUCACACCGGCAUUACUGAACCGAUAGGUUCUCAAGGCUGUACUAUCGGCCCUCCAGCAAUUGACUUCUUCGUUCACAACAUCACCCUGCCCCCCUCAGCAUUGUCGCCAAAUCCUUUCCGCGGACUUCGAACUGAAAUGAUCUCGACUCUGGAAGAAGUGCUUGCGAGUAUUGGAAAGCAUAUAGCGGAUGGGGAAUAUCAAGUCAUGUCCCUCAAUGCAACUCGAUACUCGGUCGUUCUUGUAGUCAGGUCAAUGCGGGAUCAGAUGGAGCUUGACGAUUUGUUCAUGCUGAUGAAGACGACACUUGCAUCUCAAUUGGCAGAGCGGAGCAGAGAGAUUGCGAGGGGUAUGAAGAAUGCUGGGGAAUGA
Molecule: messenger RNA, 483 nt
Organism: Cadophora gregata
Lineage: Eukaryota; Fungi; Ascomycota; Leotiomycetes; Helotiales; Ploettnerulaceae
Exons: 2
Coding region: 1-483 (160 amino acids)
Source: RefSeq, a predicted model, not a curated record